UGUUAAAAAAAAAAAAAAAGAACGAAAAUUCAGCAGGGAGUAAGAAGGUAAACAAACCCAGCCCUAGCCCGGACCUUCUUAGCUAAAGCUUUAGGCUUUCUCCUCGUCCACGUCCCAAAACCUCUGCUUUGCGGUUCCACUCUCAUCACUCGUCAGAAUUCAUAAGGUCGAAUUCAAUGGAAACGAGACCGGACCCAGAUAUCGAUGAUGACUUUAGCGAGCUAUACAAGGAGUACACUGGCCCUCCUGGGUCAAAUGCCACAAACACACAAGAUAGGGCAAAACCAAACAAAAGGUCUCUUGCCGGGUCUGAUGAGGAAGAGGAAGCUCGUGACCCCAAUGCUGUCCCAACUGAUUUUACCAGCCGAGAAGCUAAGAUGUGGGAGGCCAAGUCAAAAGCUACUGAGAGGAAUUGGAAGAAGAGGAAGGAAGAGGAAAUGAUUUGCAAAAUCUGCGGGGAACCAGGUCACUUUACUCAGGGUUGCCCAUCUACCCUUGGUGCAAGUCGCAAGUCUCAAGAUUUCUUUGAAAGGGUUCCUGCUAGAGAAAAGCAUGUAAGGUCCCUUUUCACUGAGAAAGUGAUAAACAGGAUUGAAAUGGAUAUUGGAUGCUAUGUUAAGAUGGACGAGAAAUUUAUCAUUGUCAGUGGCAAGGAUAGGUUAGUAUUAAGAAAGGGUGUGGAUGCUGUGCAUAAGGUGAUUAAAGAGGAAGGCGAACAAAGGGAUGGUUCUGGUUCUCAAGUGACUAGAUCAAGGUCACCUGAACGAAGCCCUGUUGGUGCACGGUUACAACGUUCUGAAUCCCAGAGGUCUCAUUCUGGUCCCCGGAACGGGUCGCAUUUUCAACAAAGGUUUCACAGGCAAGAUAAAUUUGUUGAACACCAAAUACGUCAUGAUAUGCAGAAAUUUUCCAGGGGUCCUCCACAAGCUUAUGGUAAUAACGGAGCUAGAGGUCGGCCAAGUCGUUCAAAUUCUCCAGCUCGUGCCCCUUACAUGGGAAACUCAUAUAAUUCAUAUGAUGGUCAUAAUCAAAGCAUGUCUGCUUAUAGAAAUGAUGGAUGGAAUUCUGAUAAAAAAGGAUCUGAUAUGCAAUCUGGUCGUCAGUUUGAUUACUCUGCCAUCCCCCAGACAUUGGAAGAAGUAGAAUUGGAGUACAAACGAGAGGCAAUGGAACUUGGAAGAAUUCGUGACAAGGAAGAAGAUGAAGAAAAUUGCAGACAUCGUGAGGCGAUUAGGGAAAUAAGAGAGAACCACAUGAAGAAACUGGCCCCCCUGAGGGGCAUGCAUGCAAAGCAGUGGGAGGACUUUCUUCAACUUGAUGCCCAGAGGCGUCAACAACAGGCUAAUCAGCAGAUGUCGACUUUGGGUUUUGGUGGUUAUAAAUCACACAAUUAUUCUGAAUACGACAGCUCCUCGGCCAAUCCUCAGUAUGCCGGGGAAAGUUUAGCCAUGGAUUCAAGGAGCAGGUACCCCAAUCCCAACCCUAUGGAAACCUAUCCUUCAAGGCCUCGUGACAAUUUUGGUGAGUUUCAGCGUCAGAGGCACGAGGGUUAUGGGAGAGGUUACAAUCGAUACUGAAUGGGAAUCUGCAAUUACGUUGGGUCCAGGUCUGUCUGGGUCAAGUAGCAGUAUGCACAGGAGAGCACCAAAUCUAGGUAAGUAUGUUAUGAUUUUAAAACGAGGAGAGAAAUGGUGGGCAUUACGGUCUGCUGUUUUACAGUUUGGUGGCUCAGUUCAGUUUAGAGCUUCUUGUAAAGAUGUGAGCCAUGAUUUGCGUUGGCUGGUCUAGUGUUUGGAUAUUGAGAUUGUUUAUUGAAUUAUGGUUAAGUUGAUAGACUUUUCAUCUUAUUAGCACACG
Molecule: messenger RNA, 1857 nt
Organism: Pyrus x bretschneideri (Chinese white pear)
Lineage: Eukaryota; Viridiplantae; Streptophyta; Magnoliopsida; Rosales; Rosaceae
Exons: 6
Coding region: 177-1577 (466 amino acids)
Molecular function (GO): nucleic acid binding; zinc ion binding
Source: RefSeq, a predicted model, not a curated record